Molecule: messenger RNA, 1059 nt
Organism: Chaetomium strumarium
Lineage: Eukaryota; Fungi; Ascomycota; Sordariomycetes; Sordariales; Chaetomiaceae
Product: Mss4-like protein
Exons: 3
Coding region: 249-677 (142 amino acids)
Molecular function (GO): carbon-sulfur lyase activity
Source: RefSeq, a predicted model, not a curated record
AAGUGGAUCCACUUUACGUAGGUACUCCGUACCUGGUACGCAGGCCGCGGCUCCUUCUCAGGCGGCUGUAUAGACUCGAGUCGAGGUCUUCCUGACCACGAGAUCCGGGUAAGCUGAAGUUAUGAAGAUGGCAUGGGCAGGUACAAAUUGACGACGGGCUUCGUAUUGGAAUGUGGCGUUAAGUUGCUUCCUAGUAAAGCCCGGUUGUCAAAGCCUGCAAGACUCGUGAAUUUUCCCCAUCCUGAAAUAUGGCCGCACCUUACUCGGGCAGCUGCCUCUGCGGCGGCAUCCGCUUCACCAUCGCCUCCGAGCCGGCAGCCGUCCUCUCAUGUUUCUGCGAGCAUUGCAGCAAAGGUGCCGGCGGCACAAACCAAAUCAUCGCCAAAUUCGCCCAAGCCGACGUCAACAUCUCGGAGGGCGAGCACCUCAUCGCGACUUACACCUUCACCGAUACCUCCAGUGGGGGCCCCAAGGCCAAGGCCUUCUGUCGGACGUGCGGGACCCCGCUGUGGACGGUUCCGGCGUCGGCCCGCGGCACGAGCCUGCUGAUCCGCCCGAGCCUGCUCUCCGAGUGGCACCAUUUUAAGCCCGGAUCGGAAAUCUUUGUCGCGAAUCGACCUCCGUGGGUGACGCCUGUGGACGGUGCGGAGCAAUGGGAGGGAGUGCGGGGAAGGUGAAGGAUGGGGGAAAUGGGAAGUCUUGGCGGGGUGGAAACUCCCACCUGGCACGGCCCUGCACCCCACAUUUCGGGAUGUGGGACCAGCUCGGAACUCAUUCUUGUGACAUCUUGUCCCAUGAACGGGACCACAAGGGAAAAAAAUGGAAAGCAAUAGCGGGAAAAAAGUUACCAUCACGGGAUUGCAGUAUGUACCCCAGACAACAAAUCCACAGUCCCGGUCCAGCAUUCCGGGGUUUGCCCACGGGGUCUGGGGCCCCAGAUGCGGAGACUUCUUCUGGUCUGGAGACUCUCAUUUGUUUUCUUUCCGGUCAUGCCCUCAACCUGUCAUCGGAGGCUAUACCGGAAGUCUUAAGAGGCAAAUAGCCCAUGCUUCCAUAAAA